UUUGGCGAAACUGCAGAUUACCCGCGGUUUUUCAUUCAGUUAGACCGUAUUUCACUUUUGUUUAUAUAUAUAUAUAUAUAUAUAUAUAUAUAUAUAUUAGAAGAUGUUUUUAUAGUGAAAUAAAGUUUGUAAGGAUUUAUGGGAUUUAAAUAUCUACCAGUUGGGUUUGAUAACGUUAGCUGCUGCUAUUAGUUAGCCAAGCUUAGAUUGUAGUCAACAUCAUUGACAUUUAACUUCUUAAAUUCUAUCAACUAUUGCUUGAGGGAGCAAAAACAGCGUUACAAAGCUUUAUGAAUGAUAAAAGGAAAAUAUUGUUUUUGUUGGUUGAUUUAGAGCUUUUAUUUUGCCCAUCAAUACAACAUAGUUCAACUGUAAUAUCAGUCCUGUAUAUUUACUGAUAUUGGCUUAUAUUUCUAAUGGCUUAAUAUUUUUUCAUACAAUUUCUGUAUAUAUUUAUAGACUGUAAAACCUUCAGCUUUGUUGUAUGUGGAAAAUCAUCCUAGACCAUUGUAUUUGGGCAUUGAAUUUGUUCUGACAAAAGCUGCCUUUGCUUUACAAAGCUUAACUUUUCCCAGUGAAUAGGAAUGAACCAAUAAAUUGGGUUAAAAAAAGUGCAUUUUGUCAGUUUGACUCACUAUUAUUCCCUAGCUUGCAUUUAAUAAUAUUCAUGCUUUCUUAGGGUGUUUUCACACUUGGGUCCUCUUUAAAAGAACCAAACUCAACCAAAAAGUAAACCGAGUGAAAAAAAGUACCCAGUUCUCUUUGCAUUCAUACUAUGUGUGACCUUGAAAGUGGGCUCAGAUCUCUUUUUUGUCCACUUGACCCGUUACAGGGUCUCAGUCCAUUUUGCAUUCACACUGUGUUGUUUUUGUAAAAUUUAUGAUAAUAAUAAUUAUUAUUAUGGCUAUAUUAAAGGUUAAGAGUGCAAUUAGCUCUACAUAUCAACUUAUGAUAUUAUUAAACAUGUUUAAUACCCUUAAAAUGGGGGCCUGGGUAGCUCAACGAGUAUUGACGCUGACUACCACCCCUGGAGUCGCAAGUUCGAAUCUGAGUGAAUCCAACCAGGUUUCCUAAGCAACGAAAUUGGCCCGGUUGCUAGGGAGGGUAGAGUCACAUGGGGUAAUCUCCUCGUGGUUGUUAUAAUGUGGUUCUCGCUCACGGUGGGGUGCGUGGUGAGUUGUGCGUGGAUGCCGCGGAGAAUAGCGUGAAGCCUCCAUGCGCGCUACGUCUCCGCGGUUACGCACUCAACAAGCCACGUGAUAAGAUUCGCGGAUUGAAGUUCUCAGACAUGGACGCAACUGAGAUUCGUCCUCCGCCACCCGGAUUGAGAAGAGUCACUACGCCACCACGAGGAUUUAGAACGCAUCGGGAAUUGGGCAUUCCAAAUUGGGGAGGAAAAAUUCAUUUUAUACCCUUAAAAUGAAUAAUUCAUUUUAGUACAGGUGUCUUUGUUCAAUAAAAUAUAUUUUAUUGAUAUUCUGCAUCAAAAAAGAACUGUAUUACAUAGUGUAAAUAUAUAACAUCUUGUUUUUUAUAAAUUAAGAGGGAAAAGCAAUGCAUUAAACUGAAUGAAUUGUAUUUUUUGUAAUAAUACUGUAUUUAGAGGCAAAAUUCAAGAAAUUCAAUCAUGGAUUAUGGUAGAUUAGUUGUAUUACCAACAAAAAAAUAAUGAUUGAUCAUGGUUUUAUCUAUUGACAGCAUCGGGCAACAUCCAUUCAUUGAAUACAAUAGUAAUAUAUUAGUAUCGUGAUCUCUAACUGUAACGCACCAUUCUAAUGCAGUCCGGUUAAACAGUCUAAAUAGUUUUCAUCAGCAACUUCUCUGCGCAUCAUCAUUACUGGUGUAGGGUUACCUCUCAGGGUCAAACAUGUUUGGCAUUACGCUAAAGAGAAAAUCAAGUUAGCCCGGAGCACUUUGUGUUCACCAUGCACCGAACUGCAGGCUGCAAGUGAACCAUACUCAGACCACCUCCCGAGAUGGUCUCGGUUUGGUUCACUUUAAAGGGGUCUGAGAUCGCUUGGAUUGUUCACAUAUGGGCCAAAAAUCCCGCGAACCGCACUCAGACCCCUGAAACGGAUCAAGUGUGAAAACGCCCUUAGAUUACAUUUAAUACGUAGGCCAAGCCAAUCUAAAUAGAUAUUUUCAGUUUCAUGUUAUCAUUGUCUGUAUGGUCAAAUUAAUUUCUUGUCUGUAACUGUGUUCAGAACUGAACAGGUAGAGGAUGCUGCGUCUACGUUGCAAGGCCAAGAAUGGGACCCAUCUAAUGCAGGGCCUUACACACCAGUCUUGUGUUCAGGAGCUAAAAGACAAGAUCGAGGAGUUGACAGGAAUACCAUGUGAUGUACAGAAGAUCAUGGUGGGCUAUCCCCCAUCCAGCCUGGAUCUAUGUGAUGGCGAAGCCCACCUUAAAGACUAUCCCAUCAAAUCAGGUGAUACACUGAUUGUAGAAGAGGAAAAGAACAAACCCAAACCCCAAACACAAUCUGCUGUGACCAAAGGGCCCAGUCUCGACCUGGGCCCUGUCGUAGAACGCCGCGUUGUCCCCGCCGACAACUCUUGUCUGUUUACAAGUGUGAACUAUGUGAUGGAAGGGGGUUUAUAUGACCCAGCCUCCGCCCCUGAAAUGCGAGGGCUUAUUGCGCAAAUUGUAGCCAGUGACCCCACUGCCUAUUCAGAGGCGGUACUGGGCAAGACCAACGAGGACUACUGUGGCUGGAUCCGUCGCGAUGACACCUGGGGGGGUGCCAUCGAGGUCUCUAUACUCUCAAAGUUCUACCAGUGCGAGAUUUGUGUCGUUGACACUCAAACUGUACGCGUUGACCGAUUCGGCGAGGAUGCGGGUUAUACCAAACGGGUGCUGCUUAUUUACGACGGCAUCCAUUACGACCCACUCCAAAAGGUGGUGCCUAAUUCAGACGUUCCACCUCAGACUGUGUUCUCCACCACGGAUGACAUCAUUCUGGCCCAGGCGCUAGAAUUAGCGGAUGAGGCACGGAGGAAACGGCAGUACACGGAUGUAAACCGUUUUGCGCUGCGCUGCAUGGUGUGCCAGACUGGCCUCGUGGGGCAGAAGGAAGCAAGGGAGCACGCCAAGGAGACUGGACACACCAAUUUUGGGGAGGUGUAAAACUGUUCGCUUUGUUGUUGAAAUCACCCCCAAAUUUACUGCGCCACUGCCACGCCACUUGACAUGGUACCCGCUCUGCUGCCUGUUCCGGCUCGGUACAGUCCUCUACCUCACAUUGUAUAGCAACUUCAGGAGACUUAUCGUGGAGAGUUCCCCAAGAAUUCAGUAUUAUUUGAAGUAGUGUUUUUGAAUCUGUUGCCUGACAUGACAACGAAGCCUUGGUUCAAACCAAAUUUUAAAGGGAUUCUCCACUGAUUUAAAAAAUCCUGUUUGUUAUAUAAAUAAAUGUAUUAUUUCAUGUUAAAGGAAUUGUUCUCAGAAAAAUGAAAAUGCUGUGGCAUAAUAAUUGUUCAUUUUCAACAAACAAAUCAUAGUCAUUAAUCUUUUCACAAAUGAACUUAAAAAUGUUUCAGAAUGUGGCAAGAAUGCUCCAUUAUCUCUAAGUUAAUCAUGGCAUUGUUGUAUGUUAUUAAGGUCAUAUCGCACAGCUUAUGAAUAAUGUGAUGGCACUACGUAAAGUCUUAUUUUCACUGGCUUCAUUGUACCUGUUACUUGAAAAUCACAUAGAUCAAAUUUAAGCUAAGAUGAGAUGUGUCUGUUUCUGAAUUCUUGAUGCGGUUUUACACACAUUCACUGUGCUAGUUAGGUUUCCAAAAGCAUGGAUUUUACAUUGAUGUGGAUAACAAUGGUGCUGACAGAAUAAUCUCAAUUAACUGCUUAGUGAAUUUUUUCUUUGAAGGGCACUUAAUGCAAAAGUGUUCAUUCUCUCUCAAGUGGCUAUGGAAUACUGUAAGGAAGAGUGAUUGUAGUGCAUUUUAAAUGGAGAAAUGUGUCAUAUUUGACUUUUUCCUGCUCUGUGUGCAAAGGCACAAUUAGAGGGGCGAUAUCUGAGUUUUAGGAACACAUUUAGUGUGGCAAGGUAUUAUAGUGUAUUAGUGUGUGGAUGAACUUUAGAGAGACCUUGCAAUGUCUGAGGAUAUACAUGUGACUUGUGUAUUUUCAGUCAGGUACUGUCCUCAUGGUUGUUUACUAGUUUCCAGAAUUUUUAUUUUUAUUUUUUAGAAAUGGUGUCAUGGUAAGGCCAAAGGACUUUGUUUUAAUUUUUGCAGUGAUUUAUUAUUAUUUUUUAAAUCACUGUAAUAAGUGUUUUUAUCACACUAAGGUAUCUUUGAGUGAGAAACUGCAUGCACAGCACUCACUGUUACAAAAUCACUGGUUAUACUGGGUUAAUAAUAAAUAAACUUGAAUUGAUAUACAGUAUAUACUUGUGUGGUUGCCAAGUGUACAUAGAAGUGUUUGGCCCAAUUCAUAACUCAUUAGUGGUGCUGCUUAGGCAAGCAUCACUAAGUAUAAUUGCUCAAACUUACGGUUAUGGAUUUGAACAAACCCCUAACCAUGUUGGUGCAUAACUCUAGAAUUUUUUGUUAUGUACAUGAAUAAUACCUCAAAUGAUGUGGCUUGUUGAGAGUAGAGGUGGACCGAUAGUGUAUUUUGCCAAUACCGAUAACUAAGGUGUUGAAAAAUACCUGUAACCAAUUAAUCGGCCAAUAGUUUUUUUUAAAUCGAUUUAUAGAAUGAUUUAUACCAAAAAAUGCUAAGAUUUCUCUUACUAUGACGGGGCACAGAAACGAGUCCUAAAUAAAUAAAAUCCCAGAUGUAGUUUAUUAUUCAACCAAAAUCCCAAUAAUAAUCUAAAAUAAUUUAGAUUUGUUGCAUAAUGUGGAAAACACCCGGGAUUUAUAUUUUGAAAUGGCAGAGGCUUGGCUCUCUUGCAAUGCUCUAUAUUUAAGUGUUAACUAAAUUAUGCAUUUUAAAGGUUAUAUAUUCACCAGAUGAAGGUGUAUAUUUUGUGUAUAUACUUCACCAGAUGAAGUUUAAUGAGGAAUAAGGUUUAUUAUUAUUCACAAGAUAUGAAGUUCAAGACAAGGUGUACUGAUGUGGCACAUUUCCAUAUAGUCACAUUUUUCAUUCCAUGUCCUUGCUUCAAUUUAGAUUGAUUAUCUAAUCAAAAUAACACAAUAUGCAUUGAAGUGAGGAUAAAAAUAUGGAUGAAUAUUGUCAAUGAUGAAAGAUUGAGGAACAUGGAGGAAUAAUAAAAAAAGGAAACUAUCGGAAUAUAUUUUUGCCGAUAACUGAUAGUUCCAAAUAGCAACUAUCGGGACCAAUUAAUCGGAGGAACCGAUAUAUCGGUCUACCUCUAGUUGAGAGGUGUGUUAUUACUUUACUAAGUGCUCAGGCUUAAAGUUGCACUCACUAAUUUUACAUUUUAGAUUAUUUUAAGUUCACGUUGUGUUGGAAUUACUGUAAUUACAAGAUUCUACUCUGAACUCUUCACGUCCUCUGACUGUGAAAUUAUUUGUUACUGUGGCAUUGCCAAAACUGAUACAUUUCGCAAAUCUAACAAAAAUACAAGUAAACCUUUAACUGUCAAAGCUACUGCCAUUUUUGUUCUUUUUACAUGACGUCACAACGGUCAAGUCAGAGAUUUCAUAGAAUGCUGAGUUUACAAUUUACAAGUUGUAAUCUUGUAAUUAUGGUAAUUCCAACAUGACGUGAAUGCACUAGUACGCUGACAUCUAUGGGAAUGGAUGCAGCAUCAUUUAAAUGCAAUAGUUUUCAGUUACCAGUGCCAUUACUGAUAUGACUAGUCUUCAUCUCAUGUGAGUGUAAAUUAUUUUAUACAUAUGUUUAAGAAUUGUUAUUCAUUUCUUUUGGAGUUCAACAUUUUUUAAUGUGAGAAUCAUUACUGACUGCACCUUUAAAUCAGACAAUUUUUGCCUGGCAGAAGUAUUUUCUAAUUGGUACAGUUGUGCUCAAAAGUUUGCAUACCCUGGCAGAAAUUGUGAAAUUUUGGCAUUGAUUUUGAAAAUAUGACUGAUCAUGCAAAAGGUCAGGUAGACCAAGAACGAUUUCAGAAGAACUGCCAGAAGAAUUGUUCAUGAUACAAAGAAAAACCCACAGGUAACCUCAGGAGAAAUACAGAAAAAAAAAAAAAAAAAAAAAAAAAGAUGCUCUGGAAAAAGACGGUGUGGUUGUUUCAAUGAGCACAAUACUUGUUGUCCCCUCUCCAAACAUAGCGCUUAUAGUUGUGACCAUAAAGCUCUAUUUUGGUCUCAUCACUCCAAAUUACAGUGUGCCAGAUGCUGUGAGGCGUGUCAAGGUGUUGUCGGGCAUAUUGUAACUGGGCUUUUUUGUGGCAUUGGCUUCUUUCUGGCAACUCGAUCAUGCAGCUCAUUUUUGUUCAAGUAUCGUCAUAUUGCGCUCCUUGAAACAACCACACUGUCUUUUUCCAGAGCAGCCUGUAUUUCUCCUGGCUGAAAUCUUUCUUGGUCUACCUGACCUUGGCUUGGUAUCAAGAGAUCCCUGAAUUUUCCACUUCUUAAUAAGUGAUUGAACAGUACUGACUGGCAUUUUCAAGGCUUUGGAUAUCUUUUUAUAUCCUUUUCCAUCUUUAUAAAGUUCCAUUACCUUGUUACGCAGGUCUUUUGACAGUUCUUUUCUGCUCCCCAUGGCUCAGUAUCUAGCCUGCUCAGUGCAUCCACGUGAGAGCUAACAAACUCAUUGACUGUUUAUACACAGACACUAAUUGCAAUUUAAAAAGCCACAGGUGUGAGAAAUUAACCUUUAAUUGCCAUUUAAACCUGUGUGUGUCACCUUGUGUGUCUGUAACAAGGCCAAACAUUCAAGGGUAUGUAAACUUUUGAUCAGGGCCAUUUGGGUGAUUUCUGUUAUCAUUAUGAUUUAAAAAGGAGCCAAACAACAAUGUGAUAAUAAAUGGCUUCCUAUGAUCCCUAUCCUUAAAUAAAAGACAGUUUUUUUUUUUUUUUUUUUGCGUGAUCAGUCAUAUUUUC
Myxocyprinus asiaticus (Chinese sucker) is the source of this 6978-nucleotide messenger RNA. Its product is annotated as ubiquitin thioesterase OTU1. NCBI's taxonomy places the organism in Eukaryota, Metazoa, Chordata, Actinopteri, Cypriniformes, Catostomidae. Gene Ontology annotation, molecular function: protein binding; cysteine-type deubiquitinase activity. Bases 2222 to 3127 code for a protein of 301 amino acids. Gene Ontology annotation, biological process: protein deubiquitination; endoplasmic reticulum unfolded protein response. Gene Ontology annotation, cellular component: cytosol; nucleus. The record is from RefSeq and is a predicted model, not a curated record. The transcript is spliced from 2 exons.